AUGGAACGGGUAUGGAAUUUGAAACAGUCAAGUCUCCACAAAUUGAAGGAUAAAUCGAUUGGAAGGAAGAAUGUCAAAUGGAGUUCGUCGCCUCCUAGUUGGAAAAAGCUAAAAUUUGAUGGUGCUAGCCGUGGCAAUCCGGGUUUGUCAGGUUUUGGGGCUAUGGUCAAAGAUGAGGAAGGUAGUUUUGUAGGGGCUAUAUGUGGGCCUUCAGGAAUUGUUUCCAACAAUGUGGCGGAAAUCACUACAUUAGAGGAGGGGCUUAAAUGGGUUAUCUCUAACAAACAAUCAAAAGUUGCUAUCGAAGGGGACUCUCAAAUUAUACUAAAUGGUGUUAACAAAAAAAGAUUUACCAAUUGGAGGCUUAACGCAUGGAUCUCAAGAAUAGACUAG
This is a messenger RNA of Cryptomeria japonica (Japanese cedar), 393 nucleotides long. RefSeq lists its product as uncharacterized. The transcript has a single exon. The coding region runs from base 1 to 393 and encodes 130 amino acids. Gene Ontology annotation, molecular function: nucleic acid binding; RNA-DNA hybrid ribonuclease activity. NCBI's taxonomy places the organism in Eukaryota, Viridiplantae, Streptophyta, Pinopsida, Cupressales, Cupressaceae. The record is from RefSeq and is a predicted model, not a curated record.